Malassezia sympodialis ATCC 42132 is the source of this 2547-nucleotide messenger RNA. RefSeq lists its product as uncharacterized. The transcript is spliced from 2 exons. NCBI's taxonomy places the organism in Eukaryota, Fungi, Basidiomycota, Malasseziomycetes, Malasseziales, Malasseziaceae. Gene Ontology annotation, cellular component: kinetochore. Bases 1 to 2547 code for a protein of 848 amino acids. Gene Ontology annotation, biological process: protein localization to kinetochore; mitotic spindle assembly checkpoint signaling; mitotic sister chromatid biorientation. The record is from RefSeq and is a predicted model, not a curated record.
AUGGACCGAGGCUCGCCUGUGCCCAGCGACCAUGCAUGGGACAGCUCGUCGAUGGAUAUGGACAGCUCAGCGGACAUGGACCUGUCGACCGGCCUCGACGAGUCGGCUGCCUCGGACAUGAGCGGGAUGGACUUUACCGAGGCGCUUCCGCCCACGGCUGGGAAUGCAACGGACAGGACAGACGGAUCUGAUACAAGUGGGAUGGACUUUACGGAGGCGCUUCCGUCCACCGCUGGGAAUGCAAUGGACAGGACAGACGGAUCUGACGCAAGUGGCAUGGACCUGACCGAGGCGUGGCGCGCUCGGCGAGUGUCGAACGCCUCGGCCAGCGAUAUGGACCUGACGACACAAAGCAUCACGACAGCAGACGAGAGUGACGGCUCAAUAUCCAUGGAGCUAACGACGGCCCUCGCACCGCGGUCUGAUGACUCGCCCGAUACAACGCUCGACAGCGCCGCUGAGCAAUCAGUAAUGGAAAUGACGGCGAUGUGGGGCCACAUCGCCGAGGAGGCGACACGGCAGCGUGAGGCGGCCGGGCGCAGUCCGCGGCGCUCGCCUGUGCGCCGGCAGACGAUGUUCCUCUCGCCGGAGCGCCGUCCUGUUGUACCGGAGCGGAUCUCGGAGCCACCCGAGCCACCAGCACCCGCCACGCCCGUGGAGCGCGCUCGCAGUGUCUCUCCACGUCGGCGCCCGCCCACGCCGGGCGCUGGUCUCGCAGCAUUGCCAAGGACAGCGCCGCGCAUGCCAAGUGAGGGCACAUCGGCAUCGCCGUUCAGUCCGAGCAAGCCACCUACGACACCGACGCGCUUCCGCCAAUCGCUCCGAGGCGGUGUGCCGUCGCCUGGGUACCAGCACUCGCCGCCACAGCGUGCGCCGAUGACGCCGAAAGGAUCCACGACAGUGGCCACUGCCUCGUCGGUACCCGCGCGCCUGGCGCAUCCCACGACCCUAUCGCCGUCCCCGGCCGCGGCGCGUGGCCGAUCCGGAUCUGUGCGUCUCUCCGAGGUGCCAAGCGCCAUGUGGCCGCGUUCGCCCUUCCUGCACUCCCUCAUUCGGCAGCGGGGCCAGCGCGUAUCCUACACGGCAUCGCCGCGGUCCGACGGUGAUCUCAGCGACGCCGACGCCUCGUUCCACCUCCCGCUCAGCGAGUUUCUGCAGCGCGUCGGCCUCAAGUUCCACGAGGACAUGACGGCUUCGCGGACGCGCACGGACCGUCCUAUCGAUACGGGCACCACGCCCGCGACCUGCGUACAGCACGCCAAAAUGGCCGCGGGCGCGGCACCGAUGCUCCAGGCCCUGCGCAGCGCAUGCCACGAGCUGAAGCAGCACGUGGAGGUGGGCCGGGAGCGGCUGCAGACGAUGGAGCAGGACUUCUACGCGCGGCCGCCCGCCUUUGUGCAGGAAUGGGGCCAGCUGGACGAUGAGGAUAUGCGGCGGAGCAUGAAAGGCCAGUUGAAUGUGCACAAGCAGGCGGCACGGGCGGCCGCGAUGCAUGACUACUAUGGAUGGCGCACCGAUAUGCAGUACGACGAUGACAUGGCCCGAAUGCUCGCGCAGCACCGCGACGUGCUGCGAGCCGAGGCCGCGCGAGUCCAGGAGCGGCACAUCAUGCUGGAGCAGGAGCUCCUGCCGUUGCUGCGCACGCACCAUGCAGCGCUGCGCCGCCGCGUCGAUGAGGCCCAUGCGCGGCAGCGCGAGAUUCGCGCGUGCGAUGCUGAUGAGCUCCGGCAACUGCAUGCGUCGAUGGAGGAGCAGGACCAGGUGCUGCAGGGCAUGCGCACCAAGCACCGAGACGCACAAGAGCAACUCGCGCGCGUGCGCGCACGUAUCGAGGAGGCGGUCGUGCGGCGCGCACAGACCGAGGAGGCAAUCCGUGCGGCGCGCGCAGUCACGGACCAGAUCCGCGGAUGCACACCAGGCGAGGCCGUGCGUCUCGCGCGCCGCAUCCAGCACAUGGAGACGCUUCUGCAGUGGUCGCUCACGAGCAAGACGCCGACGCUGCUGCAGCUCACGUACGCUCACAGGCUGCAGGUGGCCGUCGAGUGGGACGAGCGCCGCGGCACGGUGCGGCGCGUCGCAGUAUCGCCCGUGCACACGAUGGCCAUGGCUCCCUUGGAUAUGGCCGCGCUCGCGGUGAUCCGUGCGCACAUGGAUGCACAGGCGCCUGCGCAGGUCACGGCCGUGCUGCGCACCGUCACAGCGCUGUGGCGCGCGCACCUCGCAGUGCGUGCGGAGAUUGAGCAACUACGCAGCUGGAUGCCCGUUUCGAUGGCACCUGUCGAUGAUGCUGAGACGCGCAUGGAGCUCGUGGCAACGCUCCUGCUCGAGGCGUGCGCUGCCAAGGCCGAGGUGCAUAUCGACCUGGACCUGGCCAACGAGGCGCCGGUGGCCGCGGGCCGCGUGCGUGUACAGGCCGUGUAUGGCACGAUUCCCAGAACCACGAAUUUGGCGCGCGCCAUUGAGGAGGGCCUUGCGCGCAGUGGCGAGGCGCCCGGCGCCCUGGUACGUGCCGUGCAGGCCGCCGAGGCAGCCCUGGGUAGGACGUAG